Molecule: messenger RNA, 957 nt
Organism: Choloepus didactylus (southern two-toed sloth)
Lineage: Eukaryota; Metazoa; Chordata; Mammalia; Pilosa; Megalonychidae
Gene: IFI30
Product: IFI30 lysosomal thiol reductase
Exons: 7
Coding region: 57-758 (233 amino acids)
Cellular component (GO): lysosome
Molecular function (GO): oxidoreductase activity, acting on a sulfur group of donors, disulfide as acceptor
Source: RefSeq, a predicted model, not a curated record
GCUGGGCCAGCGCGGGGUUAAAGGCCGCUCCCUCCGCGGCCGCCGCCACCACCGACAUGGCCCCGCCGCCGCUGCUGCCGCUCCUGCCGCUGCUGCUGCUGCUCGCGGCGCUCCCCGAGGGCGCGGCCGCGUGCCAGGCCCCCGCCCUGUGCCCGCGGACGCCCCUCGAGAAGUUGGACGCGCCCCCUGUCAACGUGAGCCUGUACUAUGAGGCGCUGUGCCCCGGCUGCCGGGUCUUCCUGGUGCGGGAGCUCUUCCCCACGUGGCUGAUGGUCAUGGAGAUCCUCAACAUCACGCUGGUGCCCUACGGAAACGCCCAGGAGCGGAACGUCAGCGGCAAGUGGGAGUUCCGGUGCCAGCACGGUGAGCGGGAGUGCCAGUGGAACAAGGUGGAGGCCUGCCUGCUGGACGUGCUGGAGCCGAACUUCGCCUUCCUGACCAUCGUCUGCAUCGAAGAGAUGGAAGACAUGGAAGGAAACCUGAAGCCGUGCCUGCAGCUCUACGCCCCAGACGUGACCCCAGAGAGCAUCCUGGAGUGUGCAACUGGGGACCGGGGCUCACAGCUCAUGCACGCCAACGCCCAGCUCACGGACGCCCUGCAGCCACCUCACAAAUACGUGCCCUGGGUCGUCGUCAAUGGGAAACCCCUGGAUGACCAGCAGCCUCUCCUCAGCCUCGUCUGCCAGUUGUACCAGGGCCAGAAGCCAGACGCCUGCCCGUUCAUGAGCAGGUCCCCCAAGGAAGUCUGCCUCAAGUGAUGGCCAGUGUCCCUGAGGGACGAGAUGGAACGAGAACCCUGCUGCUGCAGUUUUCUGAUCCCCAACCCUCCGCAGCUCCUCCUCAUCACCCAAAAAGCUUGCACGUGUCCUGUGAAGGCCGCUCCCAAAAUUCCACCCAGCAAGCAAGAAUCUCGGCCUGCUGGGAAUGGUGCUAAAUAAAAACCAGUUUACUAAAUCA